AUGAUGUUCACCAAGACUCUCGGCCUGGCUGCUGCCUUCGCUACUUUGGCCUCUGCCCUUCCUUCUGGCACCGUGAAGCGUAAUAGCACCGAGCCCGCUAGCGGUAGCGUCCUGAUCACCAACAACCUUAACAAGGACGUCUACGCCUGGUCCGUCUCCAAUGAUGUUGGUCCUAUGCAGACCCUGACUGCCAAUGGUGGUACCUACAGCGAGGCCUGGAAAACCAAUCCCAAUGGCGGUGGUAUUUCUAUCAAGCUGUCCACCGAUCAAAACCAGACCAGUGUCCUGCAAUUCGAGUACACCCAAGCCACAGAUACAAUCUACUGGGAUCUUUCCUGCAUCGACAUGGAGUCCAGUUCCGAGUUCACCGAGUACGGUUUCUCCGUUCUGCCCUCCGACGACGGAAGCAAUGCUAGCUCUUGUCCUAGUGCUGUCUGCAAGGCUGGUGAUAAUGCCUGCUCCGCUGCUUACCUCCAACCUACCGAUGACCACGCUACUCACGGUUGCCCUAUCGAUACCGGGUUGGCUUUGAAUAUCGGCCAGUAA
Molecule: messenger RNA, 546 nt
Organism: Penicillium malachiteum
Lineage: Eukaryota; Fungi; Ascomycota; Eurotiomycetes; Eurotiales; Aspergillaceae
Product: putative extracellular thaumatin domain protein
Exons: 1
Coding region: 1-546 (181 amino acids)
Source: RefSeq, a predicted model, not a curated record